AUGCCGGACACCUUCUCUCUGUCAGCGGGCGUCAGCUUCGGACUCCUGGCGGGAAUUGUGUCAGGAGUUUGUUACCUAUUCGCCAAUGGACUGUCCAAACCAACGAAGCAGAGACGGGGCGGGAAGUAUAGUAUUGCUGUAAAAAAGGAAUCUAACAUCUGCGUUAGAUGUGGUGGUGACGAGCUCGGGGGAUAUCUACCCUGCAUCUGCCAGCAUCAAGAAUCAGUGAAGUUCGAGUCCGGUGCUUGGUUCCUCCGCCAAGCUCAGCGCGCACUCAGCCUCAUGCCGUGGUCCAUUAGCUCCGACAAGUUGGAACAAAUCGAGGAGGAAGAAUGUGGCUCGAGCUCGAGCGGGGGCGACAGGGUGAGGGAGUUCUUAGAGGCUAUAUCAGCGAGACUGGCAGGGGGGCCGCUUGAAGGAACGAGGGUUGACGCCCUGUACGACCAUCCUGCAUAUGCGAGUAUGUUGUCCCGCCAUCACAGUGUACUCCGCGGCGCGCUGACCGCGCUCACCACCGCGCUGCAGGACGCGCUCACAUGUAAGACGUGA
Messenger RNA from Danaus chrysippus (African queen), 549 nucleotides. The record is from the annotation of a GenBank genome assembly. NCBI's taxonomy places the organism in Eukaryota, Metazoa, Arthropoda, Insecta, Lepidoptera, Nymphalidae.